Messenger RNA from Suillus plorans, 1458 nucleotides. RefSeq lists its product as uncharacterized. The transcript has 4 exons. Bases 253 to 1323 code for a protein of 356 amino acids. NCBI's taxonomy places the organism in Eukaryota, Fungi, Basidiomycota, Agaricomycetes, Boletales, Suillaceae. The record is from RefSeq and is a predicted model, not a curated record.
UUAACUUUCAACCAUACAUUCCUACCAUAAGAAGAAUAUCACAGUAGUACGUACAUUCCCAGAAUGCGGUAUCUGAUCGGACAUCACAACAACGCUGUCCUGUUUCAUCUAAAUUAUUUUAGAUGAUUGGCCUCGUGUUCUGCGAAGUUCAAAUGGCUGUGGCGAGCGGGACGCUAGAUCGGCGCGUUGAAGGGAUGCAUAUAUACCCUUUAAAAUGCCAUUGCGAAUGCCAUACUUUGCACUUGUGGUAAGAUGAUAACGCUGGCAUCCCAAUCCAACGUCUCAAUACCCCUUCCUCCCCCGGGAACAAACUAUCUUGCAACUCUUAAGUUAUCUAUACCAUGGUUGCUGACUGGCACGGUGUUGUCAUCGCUCCUCAUACCGAUUCUUAUUGCCUUGCUAGUGUUCUCAACUCCCCAGACUCGCCGUCAUCCAAUUUUUAUGUUCAAUAUGCUCGGAGUCCUUCUGGGUUUAGCAGAAGGGGCGCUUAACAUCUAUCUCGAGGUUCAUACCAUACUUUCUCCGACAGUAGCAGAAUCAAAGGCAGCCGUUAUAGCAUAUACUGCCGUCGCCUUCUUCGGGCCGCUUGUGGCAGAGAUCACUUUGGUGAUACGUCUUACUGUAGUAUAUCCUCGCAGAACUACUCCCAAGGUCAAAUUCUGGUCGCUCCUCCUUGUUCCGAUAACCCUCAAAGUGAUUCGCGCCAUCAAUAUGUCAAUCUUUCUUCACUAUUAUGUUGUUGCAGUUACGAGUGCUGGGGAUUCCAUUGCCGCAGGCGAAUCUUUAUGGGGAGAUUGGCAAACGAAAUUCGAAUGGAUCCUGCAGGCCGUUGAUAAUGCGUUCGUAUCAUUCAUGUUCCUACAUCGUUUGACUCGCAAUACCAGCGCUUCUGAAGGAGUCAUCCGCCCAAGGGCAAUAGCUAAACGCCUUCAGGGACUCUUCGUCAUUGCGCUGUGCAAUUUUGUUUUCCCCGUUGUCCUCAAUAUCAUCCAACUUGGCCUCAUUUUCAGCUCGACCACCUCGUUCUUCCAAACGAGCAUGGUGUACAUGGUCAAUAAUUACGUCAACAUUAUCGGCGUCGUGUUUGCCACAAUAUGGUCGAUUGGCUCGCGUAAAUUGGAGAGUUCCCUUCCUCCCAUUACCAGUAGAUCGUUAUCGACCUCGGACAGUACGAUCAAUCCUGGGAGGAUGCGCAUCGAUAGCCACAACUUCAAAUCAGUCAAUUUAGUUGAGAGCAUUGAGCUUCAAGGUCAGAAACAUAGGACACCGGCUGAUAAGGGAGCACCUCAGGCUGCAAGUCAAGGUAAAGAUGGAUAUGUUUGAGGUUUUACACUUUUCGUUGUACUCUUUCAUACAUGAUUUAUUAUCGGUGAUUGAUACCAAUAUAUGUACUCUAUGUUAUUUAUGACGGUAGUUUUUGACAUUGCCCCACAAGAAUUGAAGCUGCAUUUAUAUUCU